Phalaenopsis equestris is the source of this 1281-nucleotide messenger RNA. RefSeq lists its product as uncharacterized. Lineage: Eukaryota; Viridiplantae; Streptophyta; Magnoliopsida; Asparagales; Orchidaceae. The transcript has 3 exons. Bases 460 to 1140 code for a protein of 226 amino acids. Gene Ontology annotation, molecular function: zinc ion binding. The record is from RefSeq and is a predicted model, not a curated record.
UUAUCGCCCCUCUGAACUAAUUAGGGAGGAUUCACUGAAGCCAGGGCAUCACACUAACCUCUCUCUUGCCCCCUCUUAUAGGCACCAAACCCUCAAUAUCAAAAUUUCUAUCUUUCUCCUCAUUGUCUGAACCCUUGUGAUACAAUUAAGAUUAGAUCUAGCUGUGAAGGAGCGGUGGGAUUAUGAUGUACAGAAACCACGAAACUCUAUAUGUCUCCUCCUUCUCUGUACCCUCAAUCGUGAUCAAAGCUAGCUGUGAAGGCAACAACGGGGUCGUAGCAUACAAAGCCCACUGAAAUUCCCAUCUCUCACCCCUCUUCUUUUUCUUUCUCCCUCAACCCAACCGAUCUAAUAUUAACUUUCCUCUUUGCCUAAUCCUUACAUGUCUCCUCUCAUUCAUAUCAACUCUCCCAAAGAUUUCAUCUUUAACGUUAAUCCGAAUCCCAUCAGUUUUCUGAAAUGUAUAUGAAAAGAGGGAGAUCAAGCCAAGAUAUAGAAAUGGGUUCUCCGAACUCUUCCAUUGUUGAAGACAGUGAUGGCAGCUUUUGCUUAUCUGAUGCAGAAGAUGAGCCAUGGCAUUCUUCUUCCCGUUCAAAUUUCUACGAGCAACAGUCUUCAUGUGUUUCCAGUCAUCAUCUAAGUGGAGCCUCAGAGUUGUGCAGACACUCCAGCAUAUCAGAUUCUUCAAUGGAGGUUGAUUUGGAGAGCUUGAUUUCAGAGGUAGAAGAAAAUGUUCAGAAAUCUGAAACAGAUUGCCGGAUUUGUCAUUUAAGUUUGGAGAUCUAUAGUCAGGAUUCCGGAGGUCCAAUGGUCUUGGGUUGCUCUUGCAAACAUGAUCUAGCAUCUGCACACAAGCAAUGCGCAGAGACUUGGUUCAAGCUCAAAGGAAACAGGACAUGUGAGAUUUGUGGAUUAACAGCUAAAAAUGUGGCUGGAAUUAGCGAGGCUGAUCAGUCUGUUGAGCAUCCAAAUGAAACAAGCAGCGGCUCAGCAUACGCAGCGCCUCCACCACUGCCGCCACCACAGGCCGAAACUACUAGACUUUUCUGGCAGGGUCAUAACAUUCUGAACUUCCUUCUGGCCUGCAUGGUCUUUGCAUUUGUUAUCUCCUGGUUCUUUCACUUCAAUCUCCCUGACUGAGUUCAUAUUUGUCUUAUUUUAUUGGUUGUGCAGUAUAUUUAUUGCUUUAUAUAGCUCUAUUUUUGGAGGAAUUAUUAGACAUACAUACAGAUUUGUGAUAUUUUGAUGUUAUUUUAGUGAAUACCAUCUAAUCUACACAUA